GGUCAUUAUACUCCACGCGUAGUACUUCCGGCACACAUGGUCCACUUGAUUGUUUGAUAACCUUCAAGUUCAUUACAAAACAGGAGAGCAGAAACACCUCAAAUUCUAUAAACCAUGGCGCCAGAGGGACUUUAUCUAGCGUUCCGUAGGUUUUCCCAAAGGAUCGUCAGGGUGAACCACAAUUCUGAGAGGGAGAGAUCGGAGCUUUUAAAUCGUGUGUCAGUGAGGCUGAAAGCGCAUCCACUUUACCGUGCAUACAUCGACUACAUCACUGAAAAUUUUAAAACUUUUUCUGAGAAAGUGAAAACUCAAUACAAAGGAGUGAUUGCUCAGAAAAUUCGGCGGACGAUCGAAUACGAGAACACGCAUGGCCACAAGUCUCUAAUCAGGUUUCUACAGAGUCUAAGGAAUGCUUUCUGGAGCAGGAAGGGGCCACAACUCUCUGCUCUGUUUGCAGCAUCCCUGUUCUCAUGGAAGGAAGAAAACAUCACAGAUCAAGACAUUUCAAGGUUAUUGAUGCUAAUGCAUAUGACAGAAAGCUUGAUGUACAUUGCUUUUCUACCUUUUUAUGUGUGUAUUUCAUUCACAGUUUAUGGAAGGUAUGAUGAUGUAUCUCCCUCAGCAUUUUAUCAAGUACAGAUUGACCUAGACUACAGGAAGAAGUGGGAUCAUUAUGUUGUAAAACUGGAGGUCAUUGAUCAAGACCCUGUGUCAAAGUCGGAGGUGGUCCAGUGGAUUACUGACUAUCCGGCAACAUGGUAUAGCAGGGAAUUUCUUUACAUUAGGAGAUUUAAAAUUGACAAGGAGAGGAAUGUGAUGGCGUUUGUGGCCCGAGCAGUGGACCACCCCGAGUGUCCGAAGAAGAACGACUUUGUCCGAGUUGAUCCCUACAGCUCCUACAUGGUCAUCAAACCUAACACCACAUUCGAGGAGAACGGCCUUGAGUAUGUGAUGACAUACCAUGAUGAUCCUCAGUUGAUGUAUUCUAGUCUUGCCUUCAGCUUUGCCACCAGUAUAGGAAUAGAUUUUGUGGCAAAGAUGCACAAAGCAGCCAAGGAUCUUCAGAAGAUGUCAGGAUUUCGACCGAGUUAUGUACCAAGCAGUGAUAGCAGUGUAUCUGCCACGAGCUCGGGGAAUUACAUCCCUAACUAUCAGUGAUCAUUCUGCUUCCUUGGGUCUAGUCAGGACUCAAUGUUUCAGACUUAAAUUACCUCAAAUUGGAAGAUAUUGCAGAAGAGCUACAUCAUAGAUUUAAACAUGAAUUAACAAAAAAACAUGUGAUCCUGUACACAAAGGCUCUAAAAAUUGGGCAGUUGUAUUUAUUUUUCUAUGAAAAAUUUCAUACAUUUAAUUCAGCCUAAACUGCUAUUUAUUUGAAUCAUUCUUUUUAGGAUUUUCAUUAUUGACAGGCUUAUAAGUUAAAUUUAUAGGCAUUGUUGAUCAGUUACACUGUAGGUAUCAUGUGUGAUACUAAAUGUAGAUACAUGUGUAUUAACAAAUGUAUGAGGUGUUCAUCAAAUUUUGAUAUAAAAUUCAUGCAUUUUGAAAAUUGUAUUUUAUUUUUUUUGUGAAAUUAACAGUUAAAAGGUUGGUUUUAAUAGUAAAUCAUUGGUUGUAUUGAAUAUCAUUAACAUGUCCAUUCCAUCUUCUUUCAUUUCUUUUUGGGUGAUAUAAAGUGUGAAUUAAUAUUGAUGGUAAUCUAUCAGUCAUAUGUAGUAUGUUAUUCCUAUUUGUGAUAUGUAACCUCUGCAUUAUUAAAACUGUUUGUGCAAA
Saccostrea cuccullata (small rock oyster) is the source of this 1773-nucleotide messenger RNA. RefSeq names its product stAR-related lipid transfer protein 7, mitochondrial-like. The record is from RefSeq and is a predicted model, not a curated record. The transcript is spliced from 7 exons. NCBI's taxonomy places the organism in Eukaryota, Metazoa, Mollusca, Bivalvia, Ostreida, Ostreidae. The coding region runs from base 115 to 1158 and encodes 347 amino acids. Gene Ontology annotation, molecular function: lipid binding.